AUGGGCCUACUGCGCUUAGGCAAAAGAUGGAAGCCAGAAGGGAAACACGUGUUUGUCACCGGUGGUUCACAAGGUCUCGGACUCGCUCUCGCCGAGCUUCUCGCUGCCAAGGGCGCGCAUGUCACUGUCUGUAGUAGGACCGAACCCAAGCUUCGUCAAGCUGUGGACAAGGUCAAGGCAUCAGCAAAGUCCCCGCAACAGCAGAUCCAAUGUGUCGCUGCGGACGUAUCGACAUUUGAAGGCGCCAAAAAGGCGAUUGAAUCAUGUAGCACUGUUCCCGAUACAGUCUUCUGCUGCGCUGGUGGAGCGAAGCCGGGUUUCUUCUUGGAUCAGACUGAAAGCGAUUUUGAAAAGGGCAUCAAGACUGACUACUGGACAUGUCUCGCUACCUCCCACGCUGCGGCAAAUGCAAUGGCACGGACCGGCAUAAAAGACGGUAAAAUUGUCAUGGUCAGCUCGAUUCUCGGGCUGUUUGGUUUGGUCGGAUACUCUCAAUACGCGCCGAUGAAGUAUGCUAUUCGAGGCUUGGCCGAAUCCCUUCGAUCCGAGUUGAUCCUCUACGGCAUCUCGGUGCAUGCCUACUUUCCUGCAACGAUCCUGUCACCAGGUCUGGAAGAGGAGAACAAGACAAAGCCAAAGAUCACACUCGACAUCGAAGGCACGGAUGAAGGUUUGACUCCUGCACAGUGCGCAAAGGGCUUACUUAAGGGCGUCGAGAAGAACCAGUUUUUCAUCACAACCGACUUCAACUCUGAGCUCUUCCGAGUGGCAGCACUUGGCACCGCGCCGACAAAUCGUGGUCUCCUCGACCGCCUUCUCGCACUGGUCUCAUGGAUCGCUAUUCCGAUCUGGCGAACAUUUGCUGCCGACAGCGCGAUCAAGAAGCAUCGCCAAGAGCAUCUCAAGACGCUCGCGAAACAGUCCGAGUAG
Molecule: messenger RNA, 930 nt
Organism: Ustilago hordei
Lineage: Eukaryota; Fungi; Basidiomycota; Ustilaginomycetes; Ustilaginales; Ustilaginaceae
Exons: 4
Coding region: 1-930 (309 amino acids)
Biological process (GO): sphingolipid biosynthetic process
Cellular component (GO): endoplasmic reticulum membrane
Molecular function (GO): 3-dehydrosphinganine reductase activity
Source: RefSeq, a predicted model, not a curated record